AUCUUCAGCUGGGGUGGAUGGACUAACUGCUGGAUGACAACACGAACACGGUCUGUUGUGAGCUGCUGGUUCAUCGGUCAAGGAUUAGAUGGAGGAGGCAGCAGAGACUGCACAGCUGAGGCAACCAAAGGUUCAGGAUGGUGGUACCCCAGUCCGGCACUCAGAAACCAAGCGUUACAGUGAGAUAUUACGUGAUUUUGACGCUAACUUGGAUCUCUCAUUGACAUGCUCGACUGUGGAUGAGCUGCUACUAGAAGCAGACUCGCUGUCUUUAACAGACACUUCAGCAGACACCACGCUCAACGCUGAUCUGGAUGAUAUUACAGGUGAAGAUGUGGAGUCGUUGAAGAUCUGCCGUGAAGAGGAGGAAAAACGGAGCUGUCACCGACAGGCUUCUGUCAGUCCUGAGCUGGGUUUAGCUUGCAGAGUGAGGCAUGCACACGGUCCGUUGAUGCUGAUGUAUUCCCCCUCAGCCCAGGAUGCCGACCUGACCCUGUGUCGCUGCGAGGGCGGCGUGGAGCUCGCCCUCCAGUACGCCAAAAUGUGGUGCCGUUACGCCAAAGACCUCCUGACCUGGAUGGACAAAAGAAUCAGCCUGGAGCAAGAGUUCGCAAAGAGUAUUAUGAGAGCAGCAGAUGCGGCCAAGUCAUGCGUCGCUCAACAGGACAUGAUGCCUCUGCAGAUCAUCUACACACAGGCUCUGGAACAUGAUAUCAAAAGCAGCACAUCAGCCAAACAAACAGCUGAACUCAUUCAGCAGCGCUGCUACCAGGCUCUGUCAGCCAAGAAGAACGAAAUCGACAAGUGGCGACGGGAAUUCAAAGAGCAGUGGUCAAAAGAGCAGAAGAGGAUGAAUGAUGCAGUGUCUGCGCUGAAGAGAGCAAGACAGCAAUACCUGCAGCGCUGUGAGGAGCUGGAGAAGGCCAAAGCCAUGACGGCCAAAGCUGAAGAGGACACAGGGGGUUACAAAACCCUGGACAAGAGGAGGAAGUCCAGAGAUGACGCCCAAACCAAGGUUACAGAGACCGAGAUGCUCUACAGGCAGUGUGUGUGCGAGGCUAACAACCAUCAAAAAGAGCUGGAUAAGGUGAAGCGCAAAAUCAUUGUCCACAUUCGCAAGCUCAUCUGCCAAGGAGACACUGUGCUAAAAGAGGCAACGGUGAACAUGUUUUAUUACCAGCGGCAGCAGACCGAGCAGGUUCCUCUGGGCUACCAGAACUUAGAACUGACCUGCAGGCCCUGCGAUCCAGGAGAACCCUACCUGCACUACAUCCUGGGGAAGAACCUGCCCGAACAACCUCUCCAGAACUUCAUAUUUCAGGAGUUCACCCCCCAGAACAAGAGAUCCCCACCGACAGGUCGACGUAAACAGAGCACUGCUCUGAGUUAUCAACAAGAUUCGUACGUGUUACCAGAGGAACUGAAACACAGCAGCAGUUUAGUAGAUGGACGACGCCCCGGUCACAGCGACAGAGACAGCACCGGAGGAAGUCUUGAGUCGCUGUCCAGUCCAGCUUAUGGGAACCGUAAGCUGCCCAAGGCCUCCUCCACGGGAACCAUGUCUUCAGAUGAUCUUGAUGAGAAAGACUCUCUGCAAGAAGCAGAGAGCGAAGAGGGUUUGUCUGACAGCAACGGGAUGACCUGCAAACCACGAAAUGCGUCCCGUGCCGCACUGACUCACAGACUGAAAAAAAUGAAGAGCAAGAUGGUCAAGUGUAAGCAAUGUGACAAUUACAUCCUGGUCAACGGGAUUGAGUGCGAAGAGUGUGGCCUUGCAGUCCACAGGAAGUGCCUGGAGGUGUGCCAGUUGGAGUGCGAGCACCGGAGAGGCUUCAUCUUUGGGAUGGAGUUCUCCCUGCUGCCCCGGGAGAGCCAGGACUCUGUGCCCUUCGUAGUCCUGCGCUGCACGGAAGAGAUUGAGAACAGGGCUCUCGGAGUCCAGGGGGUUUACAGAAUCAGUGGAUCCAAACCUCGCAUUCUGAAGUUAUGUCAGGCUUUCGAAAUUCAGAAAGACCAAGUUGACCUUAGUGACCUCUCGCCUCAUGACAUCAGUUCCGUACUCAAGCAUUUCUUCAAAGAGCUUCCAGAGCCGUUGCUCACCUUUGACCUUUACAACGACUUCAUCGGUGUGGGCAAGGAGAUUCAGAGGCUUAGUGAAAAGGACCACGCAUCCGAGACUGCUGGGAUUGUGACGAGCACUGUGGCCAAACUCAAAGAGCUCAUCGGACGACUGCCUCUGUGUAACUACAACGCAGUGCAGCACAUGAUGGCCCACUUGAACAGGGUUGCAGAACAUUAUGAGGACAACAAGAUGUCUCCAGGAAACCUCGGCAUUGUGUUCGGCCCCACUCUCCUGCGGCCCCUGGUGUCAGGAGACGUGUCUAUGAUUGCUCUGCUGGAAACCAGCUACCAGGCUCUUCUCGUGGAGUUUAUGAUCUCAAACUACGAGCACAUAUUCGGUCCCGCCACGAGAUCCAGCACGCCUCCUCCACCGCCUCCCACGGCACCGCUCCCAGACACCCCUCCUCCCAGAGCCUCGUGUCCCUCUCAGGACCCCGAAGCCACGGGCAGGGAGCGUCCGCGCUCUCUGGAGAAUCGCACUAUCAAGAGAGAAUCAAGUGAGGGUUAUAUUUCUGACAAGUCAUCCUCCAAUGAAGCAAUGGACCAGCUGAGCCCAGAAGCCAUUGAGAGAGCAGUCCUGGCUCUGAGGGCCGCGGCAUCUCCUCAGGUGCAUUCGGAGCAGGCUGCGGAAAGUCAAUUGCAAACUCAGUCGAGGGCUCACUUCAGCAGGCAGCCAGUGAAGUACCACAGGCAGGGUUCGGCAGGAGCGCAGCUACGCAAAGCCAGCUCUCAGUCGUGGGACGAGGACAUUUCCGGGAGCAGGGAAGCACUUGCGUCGAGAAGUGCGCGCAGCAGUCGCAGCUCCUCUCCCGAGCUCAAGGGUCCCAUAAAAACUCACUGCCGAUUGCACGAGACCCCUGCCCCGCAGGAUACGGCUGCAUGCACCCCUGAGAGUCAGGCCGCGGUGAAAAACAGUGUAUGGGAUGAGGGGGUUGAAGCUGUAGCUUCUGGACCAAUGGGAAAACUAAAUACCAACCAAUCAAACAACGCCAUGGGGGGGAGAGAGCGCCUGAUCCGAUCCCUGAGGAGGCACCCGACAGAGGAGAAACUGGCCCAAAAGGUUCUGUCCGGACUGAAGCUUAAACGCAGUGAUUCAGGGAGGGGCGAGCAGCUUCAUUUUGUUUGACAGCGACUGAAACAACUUGUCUCGUUCACUUAACUUCUGGGGUUCCUUAAUUUCACUGGAGCGCAUCCCACUUUGCCGAGUAUUUUUAGCACAGCUGUACAUUUUUAGUUUCCCUGCUUUGCGGCACAUGACGUACGGUGCGGCUAAAUCACAGCACAGAUGGUAGUUCCCUUUCUCACUGGAAAUUUGGCACAGAUUUACCUGUGUUUCUUUGAGAUGCAUAGACUGCCUGUCUUGUAUAGAUGUUGGAUGCUGAAUCAUGAGUCCUUCGGGGAUGAAUAUGCAAUAUAUGGAAACAGAA
This is a messenger RNA of Puntigrus tetrazona (Sumatra barb), 3548 nucleotides long. RefSeq names its product GEM interacting protein. Gene Ontology annotation, molecular function: GTPase activator activity. Gene Ontology annotation, cellular component: plasma membrane. Gene Ontology annotation, biological process: signal transduction; negative regulation of GTPase activity; activation of GTPase activity. The record is from RefSeq and is a predicted model, not a curated record. Lineage: Eukaryota; Metazoa; Chordata; Actinopteri; Cypriniformes; Cyprinidae.